This is a messenger RNA of Vicia villosa (hairy vetch), 1396 nucleotides long. RefSeq names its product probable purine permease 5. Gene Ontology annotation, molecular function: purine nucleoside transmembrane transporter activity. The record is from RefSeq and is a predicted model, not a curated record. The transcript has 2 exons. The coding region runs from base 163 to 1260 and encodes 365 amino acids. Lineage: Eukaryota; Viridiplantae; Streptophyta; Magnoliopsida; Fabales; Fabaceae. Gene Ontology annotation, cellular component: membrane.
UUAUUCUUCCUCAAACAACCACUAAACUCUCAAUUAUCACAAAUGAUGCAAUAAUAACAUAAACAAAGGUAUCCUUCCCUUCGUUAUCCUUGUGGCGGCACUACAGGAAGGAAUAUAAUAAGACUGACACUCGUUCGUUCCUUCUCCCCGGCCCAAACUGUCAUGCUGUCUGCCCCACUCCUUCAACCUGAAGAAAUUAUGGAGGCAGCAGAGGCACCAAUUCCCUCGGAAUCACUUUGGGAUCAGAUUACCAAAUUCACAACCAAGAUGAACGAGGCCUACAAAAGAAAACCAAUUCCUUACUGGAUUCUUCUUUUUCUCGGCAUCAUUGCAAUGGUGGUUGCAUUUCCUGCUUCCAGCAUUCUAUCCCGUGUUUAUUACGACAACGGUGGACAGAGCAAGUGGAUCAUAUCUUGGAUAGCAGUUGCUGGAUGGCCUCUAAUUGCGUUGAUAUUGUUUCCUACAUACUUCGUUACAAAAACCUUUCCGACUCCUCUCGGGUUAAAACUGUUUCUGUCUUAUGUCGUUUUGGGUUUUCUAAGUGCUGCUGAUAAUCUCAUGUAUGCUUAUGCUUAUGCUUACCUACCUGCAUCUACUGCUGCUCUUGUUGCGUCGUCGUCUCUUGUGUUUUCUGCACUUUUCGGAUACGUUCUCGUUAACAACCGAAUGAAUGCUUCUAUAGUGAAUGCGCUUUUUGUGAUAACUGCUGGACUGACCAUCAUUGCUUUGGAUUCAAGUUCAGAUAAAUAUGAUAAUAUCAGUAACAGUCAAUACAUAAUGGGAUUGGUAUGGGAUGUUUUAGCUUCUGCUCUUCACGGACUUAUUUUCGCACUCUCCGAGCUGGUUUUCGUGAAACUACUUGGACGAAGAUCGUUUGUCGUUGUUCUGGAGCAGCAAAUCAUGGUUUCGUUAUUUGCAUUUCUGUUUACCAGUAUAGGGGUGAUUGUAAGUGGUGAUUUUCGAAGAAUUUCAUCCGAGGCUACUAGCUUCAAAGGAGGUAAAAGUGCUUAUUAUCUUGUUCUCGUUUGGGGAGCGGUUACUUUUCAGUUGGGGGUUUUAGGGGCAACUGCUGUGAUUUUCUUGGCUUCAACUGUGCUUGCCGGUGUACUUAAUGCAGUAAGAACACCAAUAACAAGUAUUGCAGCUGUUAUUCUGUUGCAUGAUCCCAUGAGUGGUUUCAAAAUCCUAUCAUUGUUGAUUACCUUUUGGGGAUUUGGCUCAUAUAUUUAUGGCAGUUCAAUGGAUCAUAAACAAUCUUAAGAAUUGCUCCCUAAUUUGGGCUACAUUCAUACUCUCUUCAAAAAUUCUGAACAUUUGAGUAUAUUUUUAAUUCUGUGUGCAAGUUAGAGAGUUUUGAAUUGAACAUGCCAUAAAUUAUAUGAAAUUAAUUUGGAUA